This is a messenger RNA of Podospora anserina S mat+, 1515 nucleotides long. RefSeq lists its product as uncharacterized. NCBI's taxonomy places the organism in Eukaryota, Fungi, Ascomycota, Sordariomycetes, Sordariales, Podosporaceae. The transcript is spliced from 2 exons. Gene Ontology annotation, biological process: glycolytic process; glucose 6-phosphate metabolic process; intracellular glucose homeostasis. The record is from RefSeq and is a predicted model, not a curated record. Gene Ontology annotation, cellular component: mitochondrion; cytosol. Gene Ontology annotation, molecular function: mannokinase activity; D-glucose binding; ATP binding. The coding region runs from base 1 to 1515 and encodes 504 amino acids.
AUGGGUUCGACGCUUGAAAUCGACAAGUUUCUCGAGCCACUGGCUAUCGAUGUCCAGAAACUCUCUGGGCUCGCUCGCGAGAUGGCCUCGACCUUUGGCAAGCUCUCAGCCGAGUCGUCGGACAUGUUCCUGCCCACCCCAAUCUCUGAAUCGAUCUUAUCCCCCGAGGUGAGCGCUGGCCAGGACGGCAGUGAUAGCGGUCGUGGCGGAACCAACCUCCGUGUUGGGUUCAUCGAGCUUCAGCACAAUUUGGUUGUGGAUGACGCUGGCGUGCCCAGCACCUCCCGCAAGUUGAACCGCCUUCUCGAGCACUCCUGGCCCAUCGGUGAAAGUCUCAAGAACGAGAAUUCGGAGAGUUUGUUCUCAUGGAUUGGCGACCGCAUUGCACAUGUUGUCCGCAAGGGCUGCGAUGCCUUCAGUCUUUCUCCUGACCAGGACCUUCCCCUGGGUGUCACGUUCAGUUUCCCCAUGCACCAGACCUCACUGUCCGAGGCCAAACUGAUGGCGAUGGGAAAGGGUUUUGCCAUCACGUCUAACCUGGAUCUCGGUGGCCACCUGACCACUGGUUAUGAGAAGCACAAGACUGCUGACAUGCCGAACAUCAAGAUUGCUGCGAUUGCGAACGAUUCCGUGUCAACUCUUGUCUCUUUCAUCUGCCAGUUUCCCGCCAAAGCCCAUCAGAAAGCGGCCAUGGGCGUCAUUGUCGGCACGGGCUGCAACGCCACCAUUCCCCUGAAGCUUUCUACCCUGCAUGAGAGCAAGCGCCCGGCUUCCAUCAACGUCUUGCCCGGUCAAGAUGUGGCUACAGCCAAAAUUGCUGUCAACACCGAGUGGAGCAUCAACGGCUCUGCGCCUCCUCUCCGCAAGUUUGGUCUGAUCAACAAGUGGGACGAGGAGCUUGACAGGGCCGGAGAGAUUCCCGGCUUCCAGCCUCUUGAGUACAUGACUGCCGGACGCUACCUGGGCGAGCUGGGCAGAAUCAUGUUUCUUGACUACUGCAUCAAUGUCCUCAAGCUGGCUGUCUCUACGCUGCCAAGCAAGCUUCGUAAGAGGUUUGGCCUCACCACCACUUUCUUGAGCCACUAUUACCACAACAGCCCCAACGGUAGCAUGGCCGACCAGCUGAGCAACGAGUUCCCGGCCGAGCAUCCCGAGUUUGAGUGGACCAAGACGCUCGAGGCCGUCCUGCACAAGAUUGCCGUGGCGAUUCAGAAGAGAGCUGCCGGCAUCAUUGCUGCUUCGACAAUUGGUUUGCUGAUGUGUGCCGAGGAGAUCCCGGAGCCUGGUGCUAUUGGGAAGAAGGACAUCACUGAGUUGGUGGUUGGAUACACUGGUGGGUGCAUUCAGCACUUCCAAGACUACUUGGCCGACACACAGGCCUAUCUGGAUAAGAUUUUGGCGUUGGAGUUUGAUGGGAAAGCCCCUAUUCGUGUGGUCUUGCAUCCCUGCCACGAUGGCGGUAUCACCGGCGCCGGCGUUUUGGUGCCUGCUGCUUUGGCCAGCAUGCGUACCUGA